Messenger RNA from Austrofundulus limnaeus, 4463 nucleotides. It is a transcript of the gene actn2b, whose product is annotated as actinin, alpha 2b. Bases 192 to 2876 code for a protein of 894 amino acids. Gene Ontology annotation, molecular function: calcium ion binding; protein binding. Lineage: Eukaryota; Metazoa; Chordata; Actinopteri; Cyprinodontiformes; Rivulidae. The transcript is spliced from 21 exons. The record is from RefSeq and is a predicted model, not a curated record.
CUACUAAUCAUGCAGCCAUUGGCUCAUCUGUGGACAACCAGGGUCAGACGUCUGUCAGGACUGGAGGACAAGCCAGGCCAAGUGAGACCAAGUCAGGAAACUAUCCGGUCCAGAGUCAACUUCGUUUUUUUUUUAAAGGAUAAUUCACGUUUUAGUGUGAGAAGAGGAGAAAGGAGAACACGGGGGGCAAAAUGAUGACCCAGAUGGAGACAACGGUGCACUAUGAUAAUGGCUAUGAGGAUGAGUACAUGAUGCAGGAGGAUGAGUGGGACAGGGACAUGCUGCUGGACCCCGCCUGGGAGCAACAGCAACGGAAAACCUUCACAGCUUGGUGCAACUCUCACCUGAGGAAGGCUGGCACUCAAAUCGAGAACAUCGAGGAAGACUUCAGGAAUGGAUUAAAGCUUAUGCUGCUCUUGGAAGUCAUUUCAGGAGAGAGGUUACCUAAGCCUGACAGAGGAAAGAUGCGGUUUCAUAAGAUUGCUAAUGUCAAUAAAGCGCUGGAAUUCAUCACGAGUAAAGGAGUGAAGCUGGUCUCCAUCGGAGCUGAAGAGAUAGUGGACGGGAAUGUAAAGAUGACUCUUGGAAUGAUUUGGACCAUCAUCCUCCGCUUUGCCAUUCAGGACAUAUCUGUGGAAGAAACAUCUGCUAAGGAAGGUCUUCUUCUGUGGUGUCAGAGAAAGACUGCCCCCUACAGGAACGUUAACGUCCAAAACUUCCAUGUCAGCUGGAAGGACGGCCUGGCCUUCUGCGCCCUGAUUCACAGACACAGACCUGACCUCCUCGACUUCUCGAAGCUCAACAAGGAUGAUCCACUGGGGAACCUGAACCUGGCUUUUGACAUAGCCGAAAAACACCUGGACAUUCCUAAAAUGCUGGAUGCUGAAGAUAUCAUCAACACCCCCAAGCCUGAUGAGAGAGCCAUCAUGACCUACGUGUCGUGUUUUUACCAUGCUUUUGCUGGAGCUGAGCAGGCAGAGACAGCUGCCAACAGGAUAUGCAAGGUUCUUGGGGUAAACCAAGAGAACGAGAAACUGAUGGAGGAGUAUGAGAGACUGGCCAGUGAGCUGCUGGAGUGGAUCCGCCGCACCACUCCCUGGCUGGAGAACCGGACCCCAGAGAAGACCAUGGCAGAGAUGCAGCGGAAGCUGGAGGACUUCAGAGACUACAGACGGAAGCACAAACCCCCUAAAGUGCAGGAGAAGUGCCAGCUGGAGAUUAACUUCAACACCCUGCAGACCAAGCUGCGCAUCAGCAAUCGGCCUGCUUUCAUGCCCUCCGAGGGAAAGUUGGUCUCUGACAUAGCCAGUGCCUGGCAGGGUCUGGACCAGGCAGAAAAAGGCUUCGAGGAGUGGCUCCUCACAGAGAUCCGCAGGCUGGAGAGGCUGGACCACUUAGCAGAAAAGUUCCGCCAGAAAGCCACCAACCAUGAGAACUGGGCCAGCGGUAAAGAACUGAUCCUCUCCCAGAAGGACUAUGAAACAGCCACCUUGACAGAAAUCAGAGCGUUGCUUCGAAAACACGAGGCCUUUGAGAGUGAUUUGGCAGCCCACCAGGACAGAGUGGAGCAGAUUGCUGCUAUUGCUCAGGAGCUAAAUGAGCUGGAUUACCAUGAUGUUGCUUUAGUGAACCAGCGCUGCCAAAGCAUCUGUGACUUGUGGGACAAGCUGGGAACUCUAACUCAAAAGAGAAGAGAGUCACUAGAGCGUACAGAAAAAUUGCUGGAGACURUUGAUCAGUUGUUUCUGGAGUUUGCCAAACGAUCGGCUCCUUUCAACAACUGGAUGGAAGGAGCCAUGGAGGACCUGCAGGACAUGUUUAUCGUUCAUACCAUCGAGGAGGUCCAGAGUCUAAUUGCUGCUCAUGAGCAGUUUAAAGCCACUCUGCCCGAGGCAGAUGCAGAGAGGCAGGCCAUUUUGGGAAUCCACAAUGAGGUGCAGAAAAUCUCCCAGAGCUAUGGGAUUAAGCCCAACAUGAUCAAUCCCUACAGCACCAUAACAACAGAGGGGCUUCUCAACAAGUGGGAGAAGGUGAAGAAGCUGGUUCCUCAAAGAGAUGGUGCCCUCCAGGAGGAGAUGGCACGCCAACAUGCCCAUGAAAGGUUGAGACGACAGUUUGCUGCCCAGGCUAAUCUCAUUGGACCCUGGAUUCAGGCCAGGAUGGAGGAAAUUGGGCGCUGCUCCCUGGAGAUUGGAGGCRCACUGGAAGACCAGAUGACCCAGCUGAAACAAAUUGAGCAUGUCAUUGUUGCUUACAAGCCCAACAUAGACAAGUUGGAGGGAGACCACCAGCUAAUCCAGGAAUCGCUUGUUUUCGACAACAAACACACCAAUUACACUAUGGAGCACAUUCGUGUCGGAUGGGAGCUGCUCCUCACAACCAUCGCCCGAACCAUUAAUGAGAUYGAGACCCAGAUCCUGACUCGGGAUGCCAAGGGCAUCAGCCAACAACAGAUGAAUGAGUUCAGAUCUUCUUUCAAUCACUUUGACAGGAAGAAAAACGGAGCAAUGGAGACCGACGACUUCAGAGCUUGCCUCAUCUCCAUGGGUUACGACUUGGGAGAAGUGGAAUUUGCCCGUAUAAUGAUGCUGGUGGACCCGAACGCGACUGGAAUCGUUUCCUUCCAGUCUUUUAUUGACUUUAUGACGAGAGAGACCGCUGAUACGGACACCGCUGAACAGGUUGUGGCAUCCUUCCGGAUCUUGGCAGCUGAUAAGCCCUACAUACUUGUGGAUGAGCUUAGGAGAGAACUUCCUCCUGAACAAGCGGAGUAUUGCAUCAUGAGGAUGCCUCCUUACAAAGGYCCCGGAGCACCACCAGGAGCCCUGGACUACACCGCCUUCUCCACUGCCCUCUAUGGAGAGAGUGACCUUUAACUUGAAAAGAAAUCCCCCUCAACAUCUGGCCAUUUUUUACCCACUCUUUCCAUGCACCUAUUAAUAAAAUUAAUCUUUAAUUUUAGGUCAGAUAUGUUGAAUGAAAAGCAAGCUUUAAAAGUCAAGCAAUCACUGUAAACAAUGUCCUAUAUCGUUUUCCAGGUUUAUUUUCCCCAUGUUAAACAAAGUGAGGUGUCCUAAUUAAAUAAAAUAUUUGGAAAAAAAACGAUUUCAAAUGUUUUGAGAGGAAAAAAAAUUCUAUAAAGAAAUAUAAAAGUGAGUUCAAAUUUUUAUUUGUGGAGGUUUUCCCCCAAUUACAAACAGUAGUCCCAGCUUUCUUUGCAAUAUUGUGUAUCAGUUUCAUGUUUUGUCGCAGCCCCUUUGUUUUGGGAAUAAAAUUUUCUGCUAAGUUGCUUAAAUUGGAUUACGGUUUGCAAAAACAGUUUCAGGGCGACUGCCAUUCGUCAAUAAACAGCUGGUUCCCAAAAGGCCAGAAGAAUGCGUUAAUCAGCAAAGGGAAACUGGGAAACCACAGAAGCACUAAAGGAAAUGUUUACAAUGGCUCAUUACAUAAAAGGUAGAAAACACGGAUGAAAGAUGCAAAAUGGUUUGUUUGCAGAAUUUUAAUUUGGACUAAAACAAACUGAAACAUUCUCUGGCAGCAGCAAGUACACUGAUGCUUGUGCGUGCUCAGAAAUAUAAAAUUGCCAAAAAAAAAAAAGCUAAUCUUAAAACAUCAUUUUCUCUAAGUUUGGCUUCAAAAGAGACUUUGCUUUUGUAUUUAGGCUCUGUUAUUUCUGAUUUUAAAUUCUUGCACAAUGCGGAACCAAUUUUAAUAUCUAAUAUUUCAAAUUUGUAAUAAUUUAAUACACAAGAUAAUUUUUAUUUUUUAAAUGAUGCAGUUUUAUGUACUUUAUUUACAAGAUUGAAGGGAAAUAAAAGAAGCAUAUAAACAUCAGUACCAAAAUUCUGUGAUGAAGCCUUUGAGAGUUCUUUUUGUUUCCCAGUUUCUUUGGAACAUUUCAAGUCUUKAGGUUAACUGGUUAAUUAUAAAGUGAUUUCAUUCUGAAAUAUACAGAAUYAUACCUCUGGUGAGAUGUUUCCAAUCAGUUAAUUCAUGUUCUAAAAACUAAAAAAAACCUCAUUAAGUGGUCCCAUGAACCAUGUGAGCAAAGAUUUGUUGAGCUAAAACUUUGAGACUAUAAGCCAAAGCAAAAUCAAAUACUUUGUGUUCUUUUGAUAGUGAAUAAUCCAAAUGAGCUACAGGAAAGGUUUUUAUUUAUUUUUUUUGUGAAGAUAAUUUUUCACAAAGACUGAGCUCAAUGGAUCUCACUGGCAAUAUUUUAUGUCAAAUGUAAGCAAUCCACUUUAAAAUAAACUUUAAUUUACCGUGGCUAAGAUAAGAAACUCAAMCAUGACUAAUCUCCAGAAGAGAUGUUCUCACCUUUCAUUCAAUUUUGAUUAGUUAAUUUUUGGUAGGAAAACAGAAUCUCAGGUGCCGUUAAUGCCUUCUGUUAUUUGGCUCUGUUAACAAACACUGAUUCACGAAAGCAUCUGUGUCUAAUAAAGUAUUUUUUCAGCCCUGUA